Penicillium maclennaniae is the source of this 876-nucleotide messenger RNA. Its product is annotated as EAF7 family protein. Gene Ontology annotation, biological process: regulation of transcription by RNA polymerase II. The record is from RefSeq and is a predicted model, not a curated record. The transcript is spliced from 4 exons. Gene Ontology annotation, cellular component: NuA4 histone acetyltransferase complex; nucleus. NCBI's taxonomy places the organism in Eukaryota, Fungi, Ascomycota, Eurotiomycetes, Eurotiales, Aspergillaceae. The coding region runs from base 1 to 876 and encodes 291 amino acids.
AUGCCGCCACGCAAGAAGGCGAAGCGGGCGCAUUCUGCUACGCCGCAGGACGACGCUACGGUGCAAUCCAGCGCGAAUACACCCGGCUCAAGCGAUAGCGCCGAAAAGCCAGAGCCAGAACACGAUUUCCUCUCCGAUCCCUGGACAGACGAGCAAGAGACUGCGCUGCUGAAAGCGAUCAUUAAGUGGAAGCCGGUUGGCUUGCACAAGCAUUUCCGCAUGCUCGCAAUUGCAGACUACUUGAAGAGCCAAGGAUUCGGCCCUUCUACAGCAGACCAUAUGCGCAUUCCGGGGAUAUGGAAGAAAUUAGGCACACUUUACAAUCUUGAAGCUCUUGACGAACGGGAAAACUCCGUGAUUACAGGUACAAAUGACGAUGAAGAAGAGGAUCGUGACAUGUACUGCCCUUUUGAACUCCCGUACGAUGAAUACGGCGAUAUGAUGUUCGAAAGACGACUAGCAGCAGAAGGAUCGUCCUCCCCGAGACCAGCCGCCACGCUGAGUCGCCCUCGUUCCUCCCCAGCUCCCUCUCGAGGUCGCAAGUUCACCCGUGGUACACGCUCCGCUGCGCGCGAAACACGAUCUACCAAACUAGCUGUUGAAGUUGGCUCUGGGAGUCAAGACGAAGUAUCCGAUGAGGAUGGAAAAUCGGACGAAGAGGAUACGGGUGCCAAUGAUGAAGGUGACGAAGACGGCGAUGAGGACAGUGAUGGAAAGGAAAGCGAUGGUGAGGAGGAAGAAGCCGAGGAGGAGAAGGAGGAAGAAAAAGGUGCUUCGCGAAGCACGCGGGCGAAGGCGUCAACGUCCAAAUCCAAGCCGAAGGACAAGAAAGCUUCGACGAGUACAGGCACUCGAAGGACUGCCCGUCGACGUUGA